Cicer arietinum (chickpea) is the source of this 1699-nucleotide messenger RNA. RefSeq names its product acyl-coenzyme A thioesterase 2, chloroplastic-like. Lineage: Eukaryota; Viridiplantae; Streptophyta; Magnoliopsida; Fabales; Fabaceae. The record is from RefSeq and is a predicted model, not a curated record. Gene Ontology annotation, biological process: acyl-CoA metabolic process. Gene Ontology annotation, molecular function: fatty acyl-CoA hydrolase activity.
UUCUCAAAAACUUACUAAUGAUAGAAACUUUGGUUCCAACCUCCAACUUCGGAGGCAACAUUAUUAGACGCAAAAAUUCCACAACCCCAUCCAUUCAAUGCAAUGCAUAUGCAAUGCUACCAUUCAGAAAAUCAAAACUAUGUCAUCAAUUGCAUCACUUUUUCAGAUUCACAAUCACACUCAAUUCUCCAUAUUCAUUGAAUCAUCAAAUCAAAUCCCUAUCCACUGAUUCUAAUGACCCAAACCCAACAACAACGUCUCUUCCCAAUCCCAUCGAUGCAGGUUCUUCUAACAGAAAACCGAUCAGUUUAUGGCCAGGGAUGCAUCAUUCCCCAGCUACACAUGCUCUCUGGGAAGCAAGAUCCACCAUUUUUGAGAAUCGUGUUAAUCAAAAUAAUCCCUCUUCUUCACCUGUUCCUAAAUCUCCCUCUCAAAGCAGGACUAGUAUCUUGUAUAAUUUCUCUUCUGAUCUUAUACUUCGUGAGCAAUAUAGAAACCCUUGGAAUCAUAUUAGGAUGGGAAAGCUUGUUGAGGAUUUUGAUGCUCUUGCUGGAACCAUUGCUUUAAAGCACUGCUGUAAUGAAGAUGGUAGUACAAGGCCCCUUCUAUUGGUUACUGCUGCUGUCGACAAGAUGGUUCUUAAGAAACCAAUUCACAUUGAUGCUGACUUUGCUAUUGUUGGGGCUGUUACCUGGGUUGGUCGCUCAUCCAUGGAGAUUUUACUGGAAAUGAUCCAGUCUCCACAUGGGGAUCCAAAUACCUCAAACUCACCUGCACUUGUAGCUAACUUCACAUUUGUGGCUCGUGACUCCAACACUGGAAAGGCAGUCCCAAUCAACCAGAUAUUACCCGAAACCGAGAAAGAAAGAUUGCUCUGGGAAGAAGCAGAACAGGGAAACAAAUUAAGGAAAAAAAAGAAGGAAGAACAAAAACAUGGAGAGAGUCGAGACAAUGCCAGGCUCAAUGCACUUUUAGCAGAAGGUCGUAUCUUCUCUGAUAUGCCGGCAUUGGCAGACAGAGACAGCAUCCUGAUUAAGGAUACUUGCCUACAAAACUCCUUUAUCUGCCAGCCACAGCAAAGAAACAUCCACGGUCGUAUUUUUGGGGGAUUUUUAAUGAGAAGAGCUUUUGAACUUGCCUUUUCAACAGCUUAUUCCUUUGCUGGUGCAGCACCUCAUUUCUUGGAAGUUGAUCAUGUUGAUUUUUUUAGACCUGUGGAUGUUGGAAAUUUUCUUCGCCUCAAGUCUUGUGUUUUGUACACAGAACUUGACAAUCCAGAAAGACCUCUGGUGAAUGUGGAAGUAAUUGCGCACGUGACAAAGCCUGAACUUCGGUCUAGCGAGGUAUCUAACAGAUUCUACUUCACAUUUGGUGUUGAUCCUGAGGCCACUAAAAAUGGAUUGAGGAUCCGAAAUGUUGUUCCUGGUACAGAAGUGGAAGCACAAAAGGUGCUUGAACGCAUCGAUGCUGACAACUCUUAAUUUUCUUCAAUCAGGAUAGUGUUAUACACACGCCUAGAAAUUAGAAGAAACAAAAACAAAUUUUCACUCAAAAAAAAAAAAAGAGAGAGAAAAAACAAAGCUCUGAUAGAGCAUCUUGUAUAACUUUUUUAAUUCUAAAUAGUUUGAGGGUUGAACUAAUUGAGUAAAUAUCAAUAGCAUGCUUAAUAAUCUUUCUGGAAUUUGAAGGAAUUUUUCCA